GUAGAAGAACAGUGAAUCGACUGAUACGAGAGGUAGCCAUCUUGUAUGAACAAAGCUUUCGUUGAACAUAAUUCACACAAAAAUAUUCGUUACUAUUCGCAUUGUGUCUUCACUCUGUACCUUUGGACUAUGUCAGAAUUAUUGUACCACACGUUAACUUAGCUAUGGCCGCUUCAAGAAAGCUUCAAGGAGAAAUAGACAGGUGUCAUAAGAAAGUUGCAGAGGGUGUGGAAACAUUUGAAGACAUUUGGCAGAAGGUCCACAAUGCCACAAACAGUAACCAGAAGGAGAAAUAUGAGGCUGAUCUCAAGAAGGAGAUUAAAAAGUUGCAGAGAUUACGGGAUCAGCUCAAGGUUUGGAUUGCAUCCCCGGAUAUCAAGGAUAAAGGGCCCUUGGUUGAUGACCGAAAGUUAAUAGAAACUCAAAUGGAGAGGUUUAAAAUAGUUGAGCGGGAAACAAAAACCAAAGCUUACUCCAAAGAGGGCCUCGGAGCAGCACAAAAACUGGAUCCAGCACAGAAAGAACGCGAGGAGAUCAGCUGCUGGCUAGUCAAUUCCAUCGACGCGCUCAAUAUUCAGUUGGACCAAUUUGAGUCUGAAAUCGAGUCCCUCCUUGCGGGAAAGAAAAAGAGGUUAGAUAAAGACAAGCAAGAUCGUAUGGAUGAGCUUAAAGGAAAAUUAGAGAAACACCGGUUCCACAUCCGAAAACUUGAAACAUUGUUACGAAUGUUAGAUAACACUGCUGUAGAAGUUGGGCAGAUAAGAAAAAUCAAGGAUGACGUGGAGUAUUACAUUGAAGCAUCUCAAGACCCAGACUUUGAAGAAAAUGAAUUUAUAUAUGAUGACAUUAUUGGCUUAGAUGAGAUAGAACUAUCUGGUGUUGGUCUUCCUUCAUCUGCAACAACAGAUAGUAAUAACAGCAACGACACAGGUGGUACUCCCACAUCAACGAGAUCAGGUGGUUCACCACCCACUUCACCUCUUCAAAAUCUCAACCAUUCCAGUGAGAGCCCUACCCCAGAUGCCGAAAAGAAGAAGAAAGACGAUCAAAUGGCCAAAGUUAGUCCUGUAAAACCAACUGCAGUGAGAGCCAGCCAGCAAAAUUCCCUCAUAAACUCUACAGGGAUUAUCCCUCCUAUUAAACCUGUUAUGGUUACUCCUAGCAAGACAUCUACUGGAGUAGCUCACUCCACACCUAACAAUAGCUCUCCAAGCUCAUUAAUGAACCAUUCUGUUGGCAAUUUUGCUGCUGUAGCAGCUGCCAAUAGUCACCCUGCACCACCUACAACCCCAACAGCUUCUACUAAUUCAAACAAUAUUUCCAGCAGUAAAUCAACUCAUAGUACAGAAAAUGGCACCAUACCUGUAUCAUCACCACACAGCCAGCCUCCAAGUUUAAUGCCUGCUAUUGGAUCAUCGAAUAGCCAACAAGUUCCAUCGUUACUUCACCAUCCUGUUCCUCAACAAUCUUUGGUUGACACCAGACCUGUGAGCAGUAGUAACAACAGUAGCAGCAAUGUUAGCAGUACAAGCACAAGCAACCCACCUCCACACUUACAACUAGCCUCAGCAGGCUCAACACCACCUCCUGCUGUGUCCUCUAGUAACCAAAUGUCAUCUGUUGUUGGCAGUAAACAGACGCGAAUGCAGGGAAUGGUUAACUCUGUAGAUCAUCAUCAGUACAAUAAUACUACCGUAAAUUGCUCGUCACCCCCAUCUCCAGUGAGCAGUUCGGCAUCACCACUGCCAGCAGUAGGACCAGUUUCUGCUGCUAUAGCUGCAGCAUCGUCGGCGGGUUCCAUAUCUCUGGUCUCCCCUUCACCUGUGACAUCUGCCCCUACGUUUGGCUUGGGCACGUCAUCUGUUACAGCAUUACUAUCAUCAACCCCAGUGCAACAACAAACACCCCAAUCUCAACCAAUAUCCCAGCCCCAGUUGGCACUUCAACUCCAAUCUCAAUCCCAGCCGCAGCAUCAGCAGCCACAGGCACAGCAACAACAACAACAGCAGCAGCAACAGCAGCAACCGACUCAACAGCAGCAGCAACCCCCAACAUUAAAUGGACCAAAUGUAGGAGAUGUUGCUGGACUGUCGUCCCUGAAAAGUAUUGCCCAGCAAGCUAUUGAUAGAGCAGGUCUUGAAGUUCCACCUCCUGAGACAAGUAGAAGUUUGUUGGAGUCAAAGAUGAUGAUGCCUGUAACAACAGAAGCUCACAUACCUCCUUUACUGGGAGUAGCACCUUUAGGACCUGUUCCAUUACAAAAGGAGCAUCAGCGCCAAUUCCAAAAGCUUGAAGCUGCCUAUUACCAUAUGCCUUUACCAUCAGAUUCAGAAAAAUUGCGGUCCUACCUUGCAAGAAAUCCUUGUCCAGCACCACCGUAUUAUCCCCAGGUUCCCUUGCCUGACACAGACUCCUUAGAGUUCUACCAACGUUUGGGCAAUGAAACCCUUUUUUUCAUAUUCUAUUAUAUGGAGGGGACCAAGGCACAGUACCUAGCAGCCAAGGCCCUCAAAAAGCAAAGCUGGAGAUUCCACACAAAGUUAAUGCAUUGGUAUCAGCGCCAUGAGGAGCCAAGAGUUAUAAAUGAUGAAUAUGAGCAGGGCUCUUACAUAUUCUUCGACUUUGAGAAGUGGAUCCAGCGUAGAAGAGAAGGAUUCACUUUUGAAUACAAGUACUUAGAAGACAGGGACCUGAACUGAUGCGAUAAGGCUGACUCAACAUGCUCCAGAAGAUCCUUCACUGCUGAAUGAUUAAUUGCCAAUGUCCUUUUUUUCCAAGACGGAUAAGUCCGCAAGUGAUAUUGUAUAGAUUUUUUAAUCUCACUUCUGGCUUGGAUCGGGGAAAAUCCCUUUUCAAAAUCUCUGGAAGAUGAAAGGGAAUAAUGACGUUGUGUUGAACACAGGCUAAUUCUUGUUUUGUUUGUUCCUCGUAGUGACAAUUUUUUGUCCUAUGUGUGGUGCUGUGUAAUGCUGUGCUCUUGAGAGGUGAAUCACUGUGUGUUACUGCCAUUCAGCGACAUUAUGUUGCUGGGGCCUAAAAUGAAAUGUGAUAUUUUAUGUUCAAACAUUAACUAUCAUGGUGUAGUGUCAGUACUUCAUCCCAGACCGGAAGAAUUCUCUUUUUCAAAUUAUUUGAAAUGCAUGCCAUGCUUCUCUAAAAGACAGUAUAUUUUUUCUUUCCCUUUUUUCACUGUUGCUUUUUAUUACAUUUUGGUUUAUUUUUUUAGUAAACAACCAAAGUUUACUUAUUUGCAUACAUGUAUCCCUGAUUUUUUUCCAAGAUUAAAAAUAGUUUGGCAUGAACUUAAAUCCAUGUAUGUAACUAAUCUUUUGGUUACAUACGAGCAUCUGAAUUGUAUCUUAUCUAAAUGUUAUGACUUCUGUCAUGGGGCUGUUGAUAGAGAAAUUCUUUGCAUGCUUUUGGCUUGCUUCCUAUGGAAAUCCUUUACAUGGCAAACAUAGUUCCUGUUAAGUUGUUGUGGUUUACCUCAAGUAAACCCCAGGUUUUUAUAGUUUUUUCCCCCCAAUUUUUAGUUGGCAAAAAUUUUGUUUGCUGUUAUGAUUAAUCCUUGUGAAGGAAAUUUUUGUAACAGGAUCUACUAUGUUGGCUAUGUAAAUUUGUAUACCAUAUUUCCAGGCUACUGUCAUGUGAUGAUUGUAUUGUAUCCUUGAGUAAUUAAGCUACAAUAUAUAUUUCUUUACCACCACCACCAUAUAGAUCUUAUCAAGCAUGUGUUGAAAACAUUUGCAAACCAGCAGUCGUCUUUGUAGUAAGAUAGCCUUCAUGUAACUAGGAGUAUGUUCUUUUUACUUUUAUGCUUUCCAACAUUUGAGUACCGUGAAGUGAUUUUUGGACUUCCAAGCAUUUAUGUUGGACUUAACGCAUUGCAAUACCUUUAUCCUGUUCAUGAUCUCAAUUUUUUCUGAUUUCAAACUGCAGAAGAAUAUUUUGAAAUCGUGCUGUGUUUUUGUACCCUGCUGCUUGCAGUUCUAAUAUCUAGUAUUUUUGUUUUAUUUUUAUUUUAUAGUUUUUCCAUUUAGAAAGAAGCAUAGAUCUUGAUUGAGUUUUCUUUCAUCUGGUUAUGUUGUGUUUGUCUUUUCCUUUCUUCUAUGAAAUGAAUUCUUAAAUUUGUACAUUGCUCUCCAUCGACAUCCCUUGGCAAUCUUAAAAUUUUGCCACAUUUUGCUUCUCACCACGUUAUUAUAUUGUCUGUAUGAAAGUACCCGUACUGUUGAGUUACCUCACAGCAUUAUAUGCAGCUUAGUACCGUUUUAAGGUACUAAGUGCUGCAUAUUGCUGGAUCUUUUCAUGGUAGCUUGAGGAAUGAAACCCACUCUUCUGGUGUGCAGUUACAUUUUUGUUGUGAGCACCGUUUUAAGGUACUUACAUUCAACUUACCUGUCUGUAAUGUGCAUUGGAGGAUUGUGGGGAAGAAACUUGAGUGCAGUUCUGUAUAGUAUUAUUUUACAGUCUGUGCUUUUUUGUUAGUUAUGGAAGACUGGGUCUUGUCAGUGAGGAAUCAAACAUUUAAUUGGGCCUUCCAAGUUGUCCAGUAGAUGUAUUCUUGCUGAUGGGGUUACAUGUACAGCGUGGUGAGCGGCAUCUCUUGCAGUGGUUCACCUCAAAGGGAAGAUAACAAGAAGCACCAGGCAGCAGACAGUGAAAAACAACCAGUACAAAAAAGAUUUAUUGUGGGGGGAGGGCGUGGCGGACUCCCUCUUGCACAUCUCUUUUGCGUCUAUUUUGUUGUUCAUUUUCACUUUUGUAAAAACUAUUUAAAAGGUAUGAUUAAUGAAAUACUCUGUACAGUACUAUUUGUGUAGAAAUUGGAUUUACUAUUACAAAAGAAAGAUUUUUAAAUUUUAUUGCAUUGUAUAAUUUGUAUUAUGGUAAAGUUUAGAUGUGCAAGGUGGAAGUCCGUUCGAUCUGGCAACAUGCCACACGCUCCUUUGUGUCAAGCAUUCUUGAAUGCUAUCAGGGAAUUUCGUAACAAAAGAAUAAAAUCAUAUUUUAAAAAAAUUUGCUAACUUAUUUCCUUUUUUGUAAGGGAAGAGAAGUAGUUAAUGUUAUGAAAAAUCAUAAUAAAAAUGUCAAAAUGAUAAA
Frankliniella occidentalis (western flower thrips) is the source of this 5103-nucleotide messenger RNA. RefSeq names its product CCR4-NOT transcription complex subunit 3 (gene Not3). The record is from RefSeq and is a predicted model, not a curated record. The transcript has 11 exons. The coding region runs from base 165 to 2699 and encodes 844 amino acids. Gene Ontology annotation, biological process: regulation of DNA-templated transcription; nuclear-transcribed mRNA poly(A) tail shortening. Lineage: Eukaryota; Metazoa; Arthropoda; Insecta; Thysanoptera; Thripidae. Gene Ontology annotation, cellular component: P-body; nucleus; CCR4-NOT core complex.